Molecule: messenger RNA, 1548 nt
Organism: Stylophora pistillata
Lineage: Eukaryota; Metazoa; Cnidaria; Anthozoa; Scleractinia; Pocilloporidae
Product: univin
Cellular component (GO): extracellular region
Molecular function (GO): cytokine activity; growth factor activity
Source: RefSeq, a predicted model, not a curated record
AUUUCGAAUGAGCAUUCAAAAUGGCGGAUAAGGAGAUCGAAACAACAACUUUAAGGAAGAUGCUACGAAAACAGACGUGAAACAGAAGAUUUGAUUGAAAUCUUAGUUAUAACGCGUAGAGGAGAAAUUUUAACUCUCAUUGGAAUAUCCUGUGGACCGACAAGAUUUACUAUCUCCAGUUCAUGAGAUCAGUGAAUCCUUAGUCCUAAAAUGUUACUUUUCUCUUGACGUUCGCAUGUAAAAUGUUAUCCAUGAAUACUUAAGAGAACUGAAAAAAAUUAAGUUAAAUUUAGAAACUAGUUAAGUUAUCUUCAGAUGAACAUGUUUCAAAUUACCUCGGAGAAUCUUCUUGCAGCAUUUAACGUAUUUUUAAAUUCAGUUAUUCAGUUUCCAUUGUCUCCUUAAUUAAAAUUUCUUUCAUGUUUUGUACUCAGGUCUCCCUGGACACAAUGGAAUUUUCUUCAAUCUGAAUUCCUCUCAAGUUCGAACCAAUAAAACAAUUAAAUCUGCAGAGAUUCUAGUGACAGUUGAACUACACAUUGGUUCUAUCCCAACCCCCCUCUGGAGUGGUCACCUUGUUCUGUUUGAUCACUCUGACCACAAACCUGUGUAUUCGGUUAAGAUUCAGGAGGGUGGUGUGAAGUCUAUUUUGUUCCCUGCCCGCUCCUUGAUGAAGAGAUGGAUAAGCUCCCCUCAUCUCAAUCAUGGAGUCUACAUUAGGUUACAGGGAGACCAGGCUAUGAAUGAGGCUUCUCUUAGAGUGAUAUUUAAUGCUACUAGUGCAGGAAAGGAUGGUAGACCACUGUUAAUGGUGCGAACACUGUCCAAGCCAAUGAAGGAGGACACUUCAUUUCCUCGAAAACGUCAGAGUAAAAAGAGUCUUAUGACACCCCAGCCAAGACCUCACCGCUCCAUCCAGGACCAGGUACCUUGUUCCCGGCAUCCUAUGCGAGUUGAGCUUCAUAAGACUAUGAAUUGGAAACAUGUCAUCAUUCCCCAGUUCUAUGAGGCUUACAGAUGUGCAGGAGCUUGCAGAUUUCCACUGGGCACAAAUGUCAACCCCACUGACCACGCCAUCAUUCGCGCCAUUUUGUUUUCAUCCGGACGAGACAAGGGAACUGGCCAGCCCUGCUGUGUUCCGAUUAAGUUACGGGGAAUAAGCGCCAUCGAGUACCACAAUGACGAAUUUCAAAUGGUCUACCAUGAAGAUAUGGCUGUUCGGGAAUGUGGAUGUCGUUAGUCUUAUGAAUCCUGGUUUAAUGUUAGAUGAAUACGGACGUAGUAGCCUACGAUAGUGAAGAAGUCUUUCUGUAGUGUGAGAUAAGAAUCUAGAUAAAUAUUGGAACGUUUUUGUUCAAGACACACUGUCCGAUAAUCUAUAAUGGGCCAAAAAAUGUCGACACUGUAUUUGUGUUUAAACUUAGAGGGCCCACACAAACUGUGACCCGCAUUUUUUUAAUUCAAAGGAAUAGUAUAUAAACUUUCGGAAAGCUACAUAUUAUAUCACAAAAUUUAUAACUUUUUAUCCCUUACUAAUAAAAAUUACCA